AUGCCGCUCUUUGCGUCCACGUCCCAGCGGCAGUGUCCGAGUCCGAGUCCCACCGGCUGCGAUGCUUUACGCGCCUCUGGUUUAGAAACACAGGAAAGGAAACACUUUACAGAAAUGGCGGAUGGCGCUCCAACUCUUAAAGGCCUGCGAGCCCAAAUGGCUGCUGCGGCACAGGCGCAGGCUGAAGAGCGGAGGAGCCUCGCUGGGACCAGUCCUGUGUCUGGAGCAAACACUGCUGCUAAAGGCUCCAAACCAGUUAUUGACGGUGCCUCUUUAAGAAUAGAUGACAAACUAAGAGUAGCAAGAGAGAGAAGAGAGGAAGCAGAAAAACAUCAAGCACAACGAGAAUCCCAGAUUAUGGAGAGGGAACGAAAGUCCAAGAUACAAGUGGAACGUCAAAUGGAAGAGCGACAGAAAAAAGUGGAAGAACAACGGAAGAAAGAAGAGCAGAAGCGACUGGCUGCAGAGGAGAAGCGUAAGCAGAAACAGGAAGAGGAAAAGGAACACUAUAAAGCUGUGAUGCAGAAGACCAUGGACCGGAGCCAGAGGGUGGAUCAGAGGCAGAAGAGGUGGUCUUGGGGAGGGCUGGACUCAGAUGGCCGAACAGGAGAGGCCGAUGCCCGCCCCUCGUCUCCAGUAACUAUAGUAGUCUCCCCUGCCUCUCCAGAGAAGCCUCUGCGGAGUCGACAAGUGGACAAGCGUUCCACAUCCACCACCAACCUGAAGCAGCCGUCCGAGGCUGGCAUCAGUAAACGCCUCUCCUCCUCCUCCUCCGCCCUCGGCAAAUCCCCCGAUAAGAGUUUUAAAGGCAGAAGUUCAUCUUGUAACCGGUUGUCUAGCAACCGUAAUGCUGCACAGGUCACCAAGGAGGACGUCAAAAAACCUCAGGUCGAGCAGAAAGGCCGUUCCAUGAAGAUGAGAAGCUCGUCCCUUACUCGAGUAAGUGUGGGCAGUCUACAAAGCCCCGCCAAAGCUGAUAAGGGAACAACGGAUGAUCAAGCUCGCAGGCCACCGGCCAGCCCUGUGGAUGAAGGGCUUCUUAGUCGCCUGCUCACACCCACCCAGGCCUCACUAGCUAGGAGCAAGAGUGCUGCUGCCCUGUCCGCUGAAGGAGCAGAUUCUCCAGAGUGUCACCUGUGUCCUCGCUCAGCCUCCGCGAGCCCGCUGCAGCCUGCGCGCGGCCCGCUGCGGAGCCGCAGCAGUGACCGGCGGAAGAGUGGCAUGAGCACCUCUGUGUCUGCGGAUGGAGCCCUGGACCCUUCAAUGAAGAGCAGAGCAUCAGGAGCACAGCGUCCAGCCUCCCCAUCUGCUUCCACACGGCAUCGCUCGCCAUCUCCUGCCCCCAGUGGAGCUCCCAUGAGGACCCCCUCCCCGGCUGCAGCCAAGCAAAAUUCAAAAGCUCGACCACCUUCACCUGGUUCACUGAAGCAGCGCCCUCCGUCUCCUCAAUCUGCAGCCACCAAACCUCCACCCAUCCAGAAACCAUCUCUGACCCCAACAGGCCCCCCCACCCUCAGGAAGAGAGACUCUAAAUCCAAGGACUUGGGGCCAGUGGCUGCUCCUUCUGCAGACUCCAAGGCCAAAGACAAAGAUGACACAAAAGGGGCAACAGGCACAAACUCUGCAGCUGAAGCUGCCAAGAUUCUGGCUGAGAACCGCAGGCUGAUGCGUGAGCAGAAGGAGAAAGAAGAGCAGCUAAGGAUUCAGAGAGAGGAAGAGGAGAGAGUCCGAUUAGAAGAAGAGAAGCGAUUGGCUGAGGAGGCUCGUCUGAAACGCCUUGAGGAGGAGAAGCGUCUCGCAGAGGAGCAGAAGAUCCGAGAUGAGGAAGAGGCUCUCAAGGCUGAGGAGGAGAGAGUACGCAAUGCUGCUGAGGAGGCGCUGCGACAAGCUGAGCAACAGAAAGAAAAGGAGGAGGCCGAUGCCCGAGCCCUGGAGGAAACCAAGAGAGCUCUAGAAGCGAGGGAUCGCAAGCUAGAAGAGGAUCGACAAGCGCGCAUCGAGAGGAAGAAGAGAAUUGAUGAAAUAAUGAAGAGGACCAGGAAAGGAGAUCAGAGUGACUCAAAGAAAGAUGACGAUAAGGACAUGAAUGAAGAUGGAGAUGGAGAAACCCAAGACCAGGACCUUGAGCAGGACCUUGAGCAGGACCUUGAGCAGGACCUUGAGCAGGACCAGGACUUUGAGCAGGACCAGGACCCUGAACAGAACCAGAACCAGGACCCGGACCAUGACCAAGACUGUGAAUCUAAAGGUGAGGCCAGUGAGGCUUUAGCAGAAGCUGAAGGAGUUUGUGAGUUGGAGUCUGAAGAACCCACAACCCAAAGUGAGGAACCUUUGAAUGGAAGCGCAGAGACUGAGAACAAGGAGAACAACAAUAGCCUGAGCACAGAUGAGGCCCAGACUGACACCGACAGCCUUGUGCCUAAGACGCGUGUUGUGGAAGGCUCAGAGUUUGUGAACGAGCAGGACUCUGCCAAGGUCAUCUCCGGUCUAAACGGAAAGUCGAACCAGUGGAACUUUGAGGGCCUCAUUGACCUUAAUAGCCACAACAGCCGUGCGCUCCUGGAGGCGGAGGACUGUAAUCAGGUUUUGCUGGACUGUGGUGGGAGCCCUGAUGGGAACAGGGUCACGUUUGAAGACAAAACCUCUCCUGUAAAUACAAUUCAUUCCUCUAACCCACCCAUCGAAGCACUGUCAACGGAGUGUCCACCGCUCUCUUGCACCAACUAA
Knipowitschia caucasica is the source of this 2727-nucleotide messenger RNA. The record is from the annotation of a GenBank genome assembly. NCBI's taxonomy places the organism in Eukaryota, Metazoa, Chordata, Actinopteri, Gobiiformes, Gobiidae.